Messenger RNA from Anarrhichthys ocellatus (wolf-eel), 1591 nucleotides. It is a transcript of the gene ebi3, whose product is annotated as Epstein-Barr virus induced 3. The record is from RefSeq and is a predicted model, not a curated record. Lineage: Eukaryota; Metazoa; Chordata; Actinopteri; Perciformes; Anarhichadidae. Gene Ontology annotation, molecular function: protein binding. The transcript has 6 exons. Bases 345 to 1097 code for a protein of 250 amino acids.
AUCUCAUUCUUGUCCUGAACUUCUCGUGUCUUUAUUCGUAACAAUUUGAAUACAACACAAUACGACACAAGUUUUGUGUAUGACAUAAGGAGAGCUGACUCAUUAAAGGAAAUGGUUCUUUCUGUAGGUUUCCUGUGAUACACCACAUCUUCCUCUUUCACUUUGACCGAGCCGGCUUUUAAAGUGCUGAUCAGCUGCUGCUCAAACACACAGACGAGAUUCGUCGGCAGGCUGUAACGCAGUUCGUUAUCUCGGAACUUUGACAAGUGAGGGUUCAGCACAGCAACUAUAAAGCUGUUUAGACCGCUGCGCUCGGGUCAUAAUUUCUCCCGCCUGAAGCUGUGAUGGCUGCGAUGGUUGACGGUGUGUGCGUCACUGUGACUCUCCUCUUGUGUGUUCUUGGAGGCCAAGCACUGGACCUGCUGAGGGUGACUGCAACAUCAGGGGAUCCUCCCUCCACUCCCAUAGUCCAUUGUUGGUGUGCGAGCUACCCGAAUGUGACUUUUUGUUCCUGGCCUGAAGCCUCUCGAUCCCCACCAACACACUACGUUGCCAGUUACAGUGAGCGACACAGACAGCUGGUCACCAAGCCGUGCCAACUCAUCCAGCCCGGCUCUGCAUCCUCUGACCUGAUUUCAGCAUCGUCACCCUCAUCUGAGCGGCUCUGGCACUGCCACCUGCCCAACCUGAAGCUUCUCACUGACUACAUCAUCAAUGUCACAGCAUUUUCUUCUGGUGGAAGCAGAUCCUAUUUAUCAAGUUUCAUGUUGGAGGAUAUAGUGAAACCAAAUCCCCCCGUAGAUGUCCGGGUUUCCGCUCAUGACACCAGAAAGUUGUUGGUGGAAUGGUCUCAUCCCCCGACUUGGACUAACCUGGAUGUCUUCCCCCUAAAAUACCAGAUACUGUACCGGUGGGAAAACAGGGGCACCCCGAAGUCUGUCAAUCUGGGUCCAUUUGAGAGCACCAGGGUUGAACUGAAGGGGCUGACCGCAGGGAGGACCUACCUGUUCCAGGUGUGUGCUAAAGAUCUGCUGGGUCUGGGCGAGUGCAGUAGCUGGAGCUCACCUGUGAUAUACAUCAUACCAAGAAAAUCGUAGAGGCUCCCUCUCACUUCCUGAUUUAUUUAACCCGCUCCUUUCAAGCCAUGCACUGACGUAAACUGCAGAACCGCAAACAGGUUGCAUCUUUAACUGCAAAGCAAUGCAAGCAACAGUUAUUGGUAUUUUGUUUUAUUUAUAAAGGAGAAAAUGGAUAUUAUCUGUACAGUGUACAAUCAGCAUUCCCAUUGAAUAUUGUUUUGUAUUGUUUUGUGAUACUGUUGGUUUGAGUUGCUUGUCUUUGGAGCAAAUGAUAAUAUAGAAACCAUACUGUAAGACAUUGUGAUAGAUGGUCAAGGUGUCUGACCAGCAGUUCAUGACCCCUCUUUAAAGACACAUUUUACCAUAUUUUUCUCAUUGUGUGGCAUUUCUGUGAACAAUGUAAUAAAAACAAGGCUUUCGUAAAGAAUCUGCACACCUGUCAGUCAACGACAUGCACCACCAGUGGUGUGACAAACUCUGAGUGUCUGACACCCAGACUGAAGGACGGUGGU